GAUAGAUUCAGAUGACUCACCCUGUAUAUAUAUAUAUAUAUAUAUAUAUAUAAAAUAUAUGAGAGUGGAUCAAUUAGUACCCGUGUUUGAAGACAGGUGGCGUUGUUGAGGGAAGUUGGCAUUACCAUCUUUCAAACGACACCAUACAAAAUUUCAGACUGAUUCACAGGUUAGUUUUGAUUUGACAGCCAUUUGUAUUAAACGUGUUUGGUGUUUUUCGAUCAAAUGGAAAAAGAGCAAUAUGGAUUCGUAAUUCGCUUUUUAUUUUGGGAUGGAAAAACAUGUGAAGAAAUAAAAGCGAAGUUGGAUGCUGUCUAUGGGAACCUUUCACUAUUUAUGAUAACUGUGAGAUAUUGGUUCAAUGAAUUCAAACGUGGUCGUACAUCUGUUUUUGAUGAGGAGCGCCCAGGCCGCCCGGCAGACGCGGUUACUGAGGAAAUCGUUGAAAAGGCCCACGACAUGAUUCUCGCUGAUUGCCGAAUGACAGUACGCGAAAUAGCAAAGGCCGUAGGCGUGUCAUACGGAACGGCAAUCAAUAUUUUACAUGCUAAGUCAAGAAUGUGAAAACUGUCGGCCCGAUGGGUACCGCGAUUGUUCACAGUGGACAACAAACAAGCUGUCAAUCUUCCAAAGAUUAGCGUUGCAGUUGCGUCGUCACUUUGCCCGAUAUGCAAAUUGCGUCAUUACUUUAGUCUGUAUCCAUCAUUCGUGCGAGGGACACCAAGCCAGUGCCGCGAGCUUGUGAAAAAAUAUGGUCGAUGCUUUAAUUGUCUCAGUCAAAGUCAUUCGGUGCAUGACUAUAAGAGUAAAUACUCUUGUCGUAUCUGUCACAUGCGACAUUACACUAUGUUGCACGCAGGCUCGGCGCCCGGUGAGGCUUUGGCAACCGUUGGACAGCCCAUCAACUUCUCGCGAAGUCAAAUCUGAAAUUCAAUUGUUAUUAACUUCUCAAGUAAAAAGAUGUUCUCAAGUCCUACUCGUUACCGCGUUGAUCAAAGUUGUCGGCGCUGACGGAUGCUCGAUCGAAGUUCGAACCUUGCUUGAUCAAGGCUCUGAAAUGACUUUCUGAGAAUCUAGCGCAGGCCUUGCGAGUGAAGCGAUAUCGCAUGCCGGCACGGUCCGUUGCGCCGCUCGCGUUUCGAUCUCGUCGCGAGAUUCGCGUUCUCCGAUCUUGUCAACUUCUGCGUUGAUUUUAAAAGCGCUGACGUCAUACGCACCGAAGCGUGUUUCGAGUGUCGCGUCGUGGUCACAUUUAGCAAAUUUAUCAUGGGCCGAUCCGGACUCGACAAGUUCGGAUCCGAUUCACGUAAUUAUCGGCCCCGAUCUCUACAGUGAUAUUAUUAUUAAGAGCAUUCGUAAGGGCGAAUUCGGGCAACCUAUCGCGCAGAAUUCAAUAUUCGGGUGGAUCAUUUCGGGACCUGCCAAUGACUCGACUCCCAGCUCUUCUUAGUUGCUUCACGAUCAGGUUGAUAGUUCGGGUUCAGCUCAGGUAUUCGCGCAUCAUUGCUUCAGUAUCUCUUCUUCCUCAUUAGAGGACGAAAUGCGACGGUUUUGGGAGGUGGAGGAGCCUCCGCAUCAUGCUCUUUCGUCACCCGAAGACAAAUGCGAGACUCACUUUCGCGAAAUUCACUCUUGUUCCCCAUCUGGGCGUUAUAUUGUCCGCCUUCCCUUCAAGCAAGGUCCUCCGAUGGACAUCGGGGACACGUGAAAUCGCACGGAAAAGCAGCUUAACACGAUGGUCCGUCGAUUGCACGCGCAUCCUAAACACUUCACCGAAUACCACGAUUUCCUUCGCGAGUAUCAACAGCUCGUGCACAUGUGCGAGGUUGCUCCGUCGUCGGGAACGAGUUCGCAAUGCGUUUAUUUGCCUCAUCAUCCCAUUUUUGCGACACGAGUAUCACAACGCAUUUGUGCGUGGUCUUCAAUGCGUCGAGUGUUACAUCAAACGGCUCAAAUAUCAACAAUCACUUGGUGAUCGGACCGAAACUUCAAACGGAGCUACCCGCGGUCAUUCUGCAUUGGCGUCAAUUUCGAUUCGUCUAUGCCGCCGACAUCGCGAAAAUGUACCGGCAAAUUCUCGUUGACUCUUGUGACAUCUAUUACCAACGCAUCUUCUGGAAGGAGUCGUUGAGUGAGUCCGCAAAAGACUAUCAAUUGCUCACGGUGACGUGCGGUAUGGCGUGUGCGCCAUUCUUGACCUUGCGCGUACUCCGUCAGUUGACGGAUGAUGAGGGCUCGCGAUUCCCUCUCGCUGUGCCAGUUGUGAAGGAUCAUACGUACGUUGACGACGUUCUAUUCGGUCACGAUGACCCUGACAUUCUGCGCGAAAUUCGAGAUCAAGUUGUCGCUCUUCUUCGUCGCGGAGGUUAUGAACUGCGAAAAUGGACUAGCAACUCUUCCGCACUCUUAUCGGAUAUCAACGCUGCCGAUCACGGCGUCGCCUGCAGUAAAAGCUUGUCAACCGCCGAACGACUUAACAUCUUGGGCUUGGGAUGGAUUCCACUCAGGGAUAAGUCAAGAUGUUUCUCGCAAUAAACGCACUAUUCUAUCCGCGAUUGCGCGACUGUAUGAUCCGCUCGUUGGGUCACGCUGGUCACGAUUUCCGCUAAAAUUAUUAUGCAGCAACUGUGGAGAGCGGGAACCACUUGGGACGAAUUUGCUCCGGAGACUAUUCUCACUUCCUGGGAGAGGAUUUAUGCCGGUUUUUCGAGAUUGAACGGGUGAAACGUUCCUCGGUGAUCGGGUUUCGUUUUUGACGCUCAAAUCGAGCUUCACGGCUUCGCGGAUGCGUCGAACGCCACGUAUUCUGCCGCCGUUUAUUUGAGGGUCGUCGAUGAGUCGAGCCACGCAACUGUCACAUUGUUAAUGGGAAAAUCGAGGGUCGCUCCUAUAAACCCAUAACCACUCCGCGUUUAGAAUUAUUAAGCGCGGUGUUUCUCGCGCGGCUUGUCGAAUUCGUCUGCAAAACGUUGAAGAUUCGCUCGUCCGCUUGUUUUUGUUGGACGGACUCCACCGUGGUGCUUGCAUGGCUCUAUUAGCACCCGUCUCGAUGGAAAACAUUUGUCGCAAAUUGUGUUGCCGACGUCUGGGGUCGAUUGCCUGACGUCGAGUGGCGACAUGUCGCGACUGAGGACAACCCGGCGGAUUGCACGUCCCGCGGAUUAAUCGGUGGUGAAUUUCAAACACACUCUCUCUGGUGGCGCGGUCCUCUUUGGUUGCAUCUUUCUCACGACCACUGGCCGAACAUUGUGCCUCGUCUUUCCUAGACUGUUCUUUUGGAAGAGUACGCUGCACGCUUUUCACGAGCGUAAUCGCUAGGAGCUCGCGACGCGCUAUUCGUCGUGGCCCAAACUCAUUCGUGUCACGGUAUACAUAUUAAGAUUAAUCUCCUUGUGUCGCGGCAGGCGGUCAGACUAUCGGGCGGCGGAGGCGCGGUGUUUGGCGCUUUCCGCUCACGACUGUGAAGUCGCUAAAAGGUUCUGGAUCAAGCAAGUUCAGGCUGCGCUUUUUCCAGCGGAUUUGAAGAAGCUCACGCGUCGGCACGCCCUACCUUCAAGGCAUCCGAUCAUGGCACUCAGACCUUUUAUUGACCGAGACAGUUUGUUGUGCGUUGGCGGGCGGCUUAACUGAGCGUCGAGUCCUUUCGCGUCGCAACAUCUUAUCUUGCUCGCGGCUCAUCCGAUCGCGAAUCUUAUUAUUGAACAUAUUCAUUUGCGCAUUCAUAUGCAUGCGGCAUUAUAAUUGACCCUGAGCACGUUGCAACGUGAUUAUUGGAUUCUGCAUGCGCGGUCCCUCGUUAAGGCUGUGAUCCACCGAUGCGUUCCUUGCGCUCGUGAGCGAGCCACUGUUCCUUCUCAGUUGAUGGACGAGUUUUCCGCGGCGCGAGUUUCCGCACCUUCUCGCAGCUUUCAAUAUUGCGGUUUGGAUUAUGCUGGUCCUAUUGUUGUCCGAGCCUCAGCAGGGCGAUUAUGUCGCGUAAAGCCUAUAUCGCGUUAUUCGUUUGCCUAGCCACGCGCGCAAUCCAUUUGGAAUUAGUGUCUGAUUACUCGAUCGACUCAUUCUUUUCUGAAUGCGUAUGUGCACUUCUGCUCGCGCCGCGGAUUGCCACAAUCGGUAUAUUCCGAUAACGGAACGACAUUUGUCGGUGCGAACCGCGAGCUGGCAGCCGCGUAUCGCGCCGCGCGAUCCAAUUUUCAAGGCCGAAUGGCCUCCGACAACGUUGCAAGGCAUUUUAUGUCUCCGUCAGCACCCCACUUCGGGAGGAUGCAGGAGUGAAGAGUGUAAAACAUCAUUUGCGCCGCAUUCUUGAUAAUCACACUCUCAUCUUCGAAAAAAUGACUAUCGUUUUGUAUACUGUUUAAAUUCACGCCUGAUCGCUCCAUUGUCGGACAACCUUGACGAUUACAAGACGUUGACGCCCGAUAAUUUUCUAAUCGGUACCACGCUCACGUCCGCUCCGGAGCCUUCUAUUCUCGAUUGGAAUGAGAAUCGCUUCUCACGGUGACAGUUGCUACGCCAGAUCAUGGAACGGUUUUGGAAGAUCUGGUACAGGGACUAUAUUAAUACGCUCCAUCAGAGAGUUAAGUGGCGCAAGGUACAACCAUCAAUUCGUGUGGGACUCGUUCUAUUGCGAAAUCCCAAUUUACUCCCGUGUAAAUGGGAACUGGGUCGUGUAACACAGUGUCAUCCCGGGCCGGACGGCUUGGUCCGGGUGAUUACGAUAAAAACAGCGAUGUCGGAAUAUACUAGGCCCAUCGGCAAAAUAUGUUUACUGCCGAUUGACUGCAAUGCGACACUCUCGACAAAUCCUAGUUGGCGAGCCGCGGUUGCUAUGACGACCGAUAGACAAAAC
Messenger RNA from Odontomachus brunneus, 4852 nucleotides. RefSeq lists its product as uncharacterized. The transcript has 2 exons. Lineage: Eukaryota; Metazoa; Arthropoda; Insecta; Hymenoptera; Formicidae. The coding region runs from base 1855 to 2535 and encodes 226 amino acids. The record is from RefSeq and is a predicted model, not a curated record.